This is a messenger RNA of Hyaloscypha bicolor E, 900 nucleotides long. RefSeq names its product carbohydrate esterase family 1 protein. Gene Ontology annotation, cellular component: extracellular region. The record is from RefSeq and is a predicted model, not a curated record. The transcript has 2 exons. NCBI's taxonomy places the organism in Eukaryota, Fungi, Ascomycota, Leotiomycetes, Helotiales, Hyaloscyphaceae. The coding region runs from base 1 to 900 and encodes 299 amino acids. Gene Ontology annotation, molecular function: hydrolase activity.
AUGUACAUCUAUGUUCCCACAACCAAGCUAUCCCUCGCCCCAAUCAUCGUAGCAAUCCACUGGUGCAGCGGCAGCGCAAACGACUACUUCUCGGAUACUGGCUACGCAACGUACGCAGAUACCUACGGCUACAUUGUCAUCUAUCCCGAUUCACCUUCAUCAGACAAUUGCUGGGAUGUUGCUUCCCUGGCAAGCCUGACCCACAAUGGAGGCGGUGAUAGUCUUACAAUUGUUAACAUGGUUAAAUAUGCAACGGCCAAUUACGGAGGGGACGCAAGUAAGGUGUACGCUACUGGCCUCAGCUCCGGGGCUAUGAUGACGAAUGUGUUGGCUGGAGCGUAUCCGGAUGUUUUUAAGGCUUGUACGGCUUAUUCGGGAGUACCUGAUGGAUGCUUUUAUGUCUCAACUGCAACUGCUGGAAUGGCACAGGCGGCAUGGAAUACGACAUGCUCGAGUGGAUUGUCUGUCCAGACAGCGCAGCAGUGGGGAAAUCUGGUGCGCAGCUAUUAUCCUGGGUAUACUGGAAGUUAUCCCAAGAUGGCAUUAUAUCACGGAACCGCCGAUUUCACUCUCGCAUAUCCGAACCUCGCCGAAGAAAUGAAAGAAUGGUCAAAUGUACUAGGGGUACCCCGGUCCCAAAACAUUAGCAACACUCCUAUCGCUGGCUACACCAAAAUGGUUUAUGGAGAUGGCACUAAAUUGGUUGGUUUCUCUGCUCUGGAUGUAGGUCAUUCGGUGCCUGUUCGAACGGAGGACGAUCUUGUGUGGUUUGGCCUUAUGCCAUCCUCCUCGACUAUAUCAACUGCCACGUCCACUAAAGCCAGCACAACUUUAUCAACGAGCACCACCACAUCCUCUGCAAGUUCAACUAGCACUGCUGCUCAUUGGGGACAAUGGUAG